GAACAUCAAAAACUGAUUGCUUAACCAGAAUGUAAGUACUUUCCAAAGAAAAUUUGUUGGUGAGGUGAAACGAUGUGAAGAAUUAGAGCGAAUAUUGGGAGCAAUUGCAGAAGCUCGAGGUUGAACUGAGAGAAGUCACCAAGAACAAGGAGAAGCUGAGGAAAAACCUCCUGGAGCUGAUCGAGUACACGCACAUGCUGAGGGUGACCAAGACCUUCGUUAGACGCAACGUGGAGUUUGAACCCACAUACGAAGAAUUCCCUCCCUUAGAGAAUGAGUCGUUGUUGGACUACAGCUGUAUGCAGCGGCUGGGGGCCAAACUGGGGUUUGUGUCUGGCCUGAUUCACCAAGGAAAAGUGGAAGCAUUUGAGAAAAUGUUGUGGCGGGUCUGCAAAGGGUACACCAUCGUGACCUACGCAGAACUGGAUGAACCCCUCGAAGACCCUGAAACCGGGGAGGUCAUAAAGUGGUAUGUGUUCCUAAUAUCCUUUUGGGGAGAGCAGAUUGGCCACAAGGUCAAGAAGAUAUGCGACUGUUACCACUGCCAUGUGUACCCCUACCCGAGCACCGCCGAGGAGCGCAAGGAGAUCCAGGAGGGGCUCAAUACCCGCAUCCAGGACCUCUACACCGUGCUGCACAAGACUGAGGACUACCUGCGACAGGUGCUGUGCAAAGCUGCUGAGUCUGUCUACAGCCGCGUGGUGCAGGUGAAGAAGAUGAAGGCCAUUUAUCACAUGCUGAACAUGUGCAGCUUCGACGUGACCAACAAGUGUCUGAUCGCCGAGGUCUGGUGCCCUGAGGCUGACCUGCAGGCCCUGCGCCGGGCACUGGAGGAUGGGUCGCGAGAGAGUGGUGCUACGAUCCCCUCAUUUAUGAACACCAUCCCGACGAAAGAAACACCCCCAACGCUGAUUCGCACUAACAAGUUCACUGAGGGAUUCCAGAACAUCGUGGAUGCCUACGGUGUGGGGAGCUACCGUGAGGUCAACCCAGCGCUCUUCACCAUCAUCACGUUCCCCUUCUUGUUUGCUGUGAUGUUUGGAGACUUCGGACAUGGCUUUGUGAUGUUCCUCUUUGCCCUCUUGUUGGUGUUGAAUGAAAACCACCCCAGCCUGAACCAGUCCCAAGAGAUCAUGCGGAUGUUCUUCAAUGGCCGCUAUAUCCUCCUGCUGAUGGGGCUCUUCUCCGUGUACACUGGCCUCAUAUACAACGACUGCUUUUCUAAGUCGGUCAACCUUUUCGGCUCAGGAUGGAACGUGUCUGCCAUGUACAGCUCCAGCCAUGCCCCAGGGGAGCGGGAAAAGAUGGUGCUCUGGAACGACAGUGUGGUCAGGCACAACAGGGUCCUGCAACUGGACCCCAGCAUCCCCGGAGUCUUCCAAGGCCCCUAUCCUCUGGGGAUUGACCCGAUUUGGAACUUGGCCACAAACCGCCUCACUUUUCUAAAUUCUUUCAAAAUGAAAAUGUCUGUGAUUUUAGGAAUUAUUCACAUGACUUUUGGCGUCACUCUGGGAAUAUUUAACCACUUGCACUUCAGGAAGAAGUUCAAUAUUUAUUUGGUUUCCAUCCCAGAGCUGCUCUUCAUGCUUUGCAUCUUCGGCUACCUUAUAUUUAUGAUUGUCUACAAGUGGCUGGUCUACUCGGCAGAAACCUCCAGAGUCGCUCCCAGCAUUCUGAUUGAGUUUAUUAACAUGUUUUUGUUCCCAGCCAGUGAAACCAGCGGUCUUUACAGAGGGCAGGAACAUGUGCAGAGGCUGCUGCUGGCUGUCACUGCCCUGUCUGUCCCCGUCCUCUUCUUGGGAAAACCACUCUUCCUCCUGUGGCUGCACAACGGGCGCAGCUGCUUCGGGGUCAGCAGGAGUGGCUACACGCUUGUGAGGAAAGACAGUGAGGAAGAAGUUUCCUUGCUGGGCAGCCAAGACAUCGAGGAGGGAAACAACCAGGUGGAAGAUGGAUGUAGGGAGGUCACGUGCGAAGAGUUCAACUUUGGAGAAAUACUGAUGACCCAAGUCAUUCACUCCAUUGAGUACUGCCUGGGCUGCAUCUCCAACACUGCUUCAUACCUGCGCCUCUGGGCCCUCAGCCUGGCUCAUGCACAGCUGUCCGACGUCCUGUGGGCCAUGCUGAUGCGGGUGGGCCUCCGCGUGGACACCACCUACGGGGUCCUGCUACUGCUUCCCGUCAUCGCGCUCUUUGCAGUUCUGACAAUUUUCAUCCUUUUGAUCAUGGAAGGGCUUUCUGCAUUUCUUCAUGCCAUCCGUCUCCAUUGGGUAGAGUUUCAGAACAAAUUCUAUGUUGGUGCAGGCACCAAGUUUGUUCCUUUCUCAUUCAGUCUGCUUUCAUCAAAGCUCAGUGGUGAUGACAUGGCAUGAGCAUAUUGCUGGAACCAACAAGCUCUCAGAUUUGUGGAGAAUUAUCAUGUUCUAGAAUUUCACUAUGUCAGAUUUAUGAUUGGAAAAAUUCUGUCUUCAUUGAUUGCCUUAUGAUAUAGCCAAAUAAUUCUGUAAGAUAUACCUCUUCCUCUUGUUAAAUAUUUUGUAAAGUUUGUCAAUUUCAGAUAUAUAAAUUUCAGUUUUUAUGAUGAGCAAUUAUAAGUUGAUCCCAAAGGUUAUGUUAAAAAUGUUUUUAAAAAAUACAGGCGUCGUGGAGAGAAGCCAAGUUUGAAAGGCUCAUCAGAAAUGAUCUUAGGUACCCGAUUCCUUCUCACUUUAUUAAAGAAAAAAAACGUUAUUCUGUCACUUAAGUUGUCAGAAGAUAUUUUCCAACAGCUGGUUUAGUUUUUUGAAAAAUUGAAUUUUAGUAAUCAGGAGAUUCACAGAUCAUCUGCUUUAUUGAAAGUUUGCAACUGUAUUUUUAUCACAAGCUACUAGAAUUGCAAGUAGAGAACUUUCUACAGCUUUGUUUUAAUAAUUGGGGAAAAUGGGACAAAAUGAUACUCAGCAAAUGAUUAUCCCACUGAUCUGUUUUUUUAAAGACUCAUACUCUGUUAUGCUGACAUAAAGCCAGUUGUGAUAACUGUGUGUCUGAAAAGCUAGGCUGAGUGCUUGGCCUUCACACCCAGCGUGACUGUGGGUGAGAUGGUAUGGAUUCAUUUUGAACUUAUGACCCAUGUGACCAAUGUUACUGAUGUAGAGGGUUUUUUUUUUUUAACUCACUGAAGGAAAAGUUAAAAAAUAGUAGUAUUUUGUAUAUUUUUAUAAGGAAAUAUAAAUUAAGCUAUUUUACCAUGAAGAGAUUGCACCUAUCCUUGAGAAUAGUAUAAUUUUUUACUCUCAGACUAAUUCUAAAUACAGGUCUGGUUGACAAAGGCAUUUAAUUUAAACUUUCAAACACUAGAUCAGUCGAACUAAUUCUUACUAAGUCAUUAAUUUAUAAUCUGCUUAAAUUCAUGUGUUCACUUGGCCUUUUAGUUUGGAUGAACUUUAGGCAGUCUUAUUGGACACUUUGGUCUGUGUUCUUGUAAAUUAUGUUUAUUUUCCAUAUUUUAUCUUAAUCGAUUUUAGAUAAUUAUUUUCAAAAAGAAAUCUAUAGUAUUUUCACUUACUAUCUUGAUAAAGACACAUGAACAGGCCCACUUGACCAGCUCCCUUCCCUGACUGCUGGUGGAGGGCUGGGCCUUCCCCGCCCUGGGCACUGAAGCUCAGCCCGUGUUUCAAGGUGAUGUCAAAACGUGUUUGCUGAGUAAGAGGCAUGAUCCCAGAGAUUGUGACUAGAGCAUCAGACCUUUCCCAUUGUGGCCAGAAUCCCAAGCUGUUCCUUUGUGAGAUGGCACCCAGAACCCCUUUGGGUUUCUGGUGUCUGUUCCUCAUGCUAAAAUAGCAAACAUGAAAUGAUGCUGCUGUGACUUGGAAAUUCUACUUUUCAAGCUCAGAAAGGUGCCACCAUGUUGGGCAACGUAUUGCAUGAAGGGGAAGCCCAAGUACCCCUUUUAACCAGGCUUUACCCACUACUUUCCGCUCAAGGCUGGAGUCCCCACCUGUGCCAUUUCCACUGCUUUGCUCCAAGAAUCUGUUGUGAUGAUGUGGGAAUUGCCUGGGAGCCCCGAGAUGUCAGGGCACCUACCUGAGACAGACGACCAGUUGGAACGUGACUGCCCCCACUGGUCAUCAUGGGGCUUCUUGUCAUCUUAGUCAAGAUUUCUUUCCAGGAUGUAGACCAGAGCAGACCAUGUCGAAGUUGACUAUGACAUAGUUAUGUAAAUGUAGUUAUAUACAAAAGUUAUUAGCACUCCCUAGCCUUUGUGGAAGUAUGCUACAGUUUGAUGGUGUCUUAUAAGCCCCAGGAGAAAUAUUUCUUCUUUAUAAUGUACUCGUUCCAGUGUGCCAAAGCACCUGUUCUGCUUUAUUUUAAAUUAAUUAGCAGAACUUUCUCAUGAGUCCUUUUUAUUCCCUUCAUUGGCCAGAGGCGAACCGCCAGUUGAGGCUCAAUAUCUGUUUCUUUCCAAAGACCAAUGGCUGCGUUUCCCAGUUUUCAUCCCAUGUGUUAACAGAGUCCUGAAAUUAAAAUUUUAGAAACCAAGGGGUUUCUUCAGUGAGAGAGGAUUUGAUUUCAUCCUGUGCAGGCCAGGAGUGUGGCUCUGGCCACACAGUUGUGAUCAGUCAAGGAGGUGUCCUGGAGGGCCAGGGGCUCUGGGGCCUGGCAGUGUGGGUAGGACUUCGAAAAGACUGAUGACCCCCACAUGCACUCUCCUCACCUCUGGGAAGGGUGCAGAUCCCAUCACUCUGGCCCCACUCUCCCACCUGCAGCAGACAUAGAUUAUAAUGCAGGUAACUCUCGGAAGUUUAUGAAUUAAAUACUUUUAGAGCCUGAUUCAUUUUUGGAAGACAAAUACCUACAGCUGUUCUGCAGUCUGAAUUGAAAACCAGUACACUUAUUACCAAUUCAAAGCCAGGCUUGUUGUAUGCCCUCUGGUGUAUCUCCAGGAAGGCGCUAAGACGUCUCCCUUCAAAAUGAGGAGAGCAAGGCAGCGUGGAGGAAGUGUCCAGCAGCGAAGCCACUGAUGCUGAGCCUUGGUCUAGGAUUUUAAGACAAACGGAAACCACUUGUUCCUUGAUGGGAAAAAUCCAACAAGAAUGGCCGGUUUUUAGGAUCAGCCUUGGGAGCCCAGGCCCUGGACUCUUGGGGAAAUGACAGUGACAAAUUAGAAAAACAUGCAUGAAAGGACAAAUUUGCAUCUUCCGACAGUAUUGACCGUUAUUUUACUAAUGAAAAAUAAA
Condylura cristata (star-nosed mole) is the source of this 5216-nucleotide messenger RNA. It is a transcript of the gene ATP6V0A2, whose product is annotated as ATPase, H+ transporting, lysosomal V0 subunit a2. Gene Ontology annotation, biological process: vacuolar acidification; proton transmembrane transport. The coding region runs from base 195 to 2372 and encodes 725 amino acids. The record is from RefSeq and is a predicted model, not a curated record. Lineage: Eukaryota; Metazoa; Chordata; Mammalia; Eulipotyphla; Talpidae. The transcript is spliced from 19 exons. Gene Ontology annotation, molecular function: ATPase binding; proton-transporting ATPase activity, rotational mechanism. Gene Ontology annotation, cellular component: vacuolar proton-transporting V-type ATPase complex; vacuolar proton-transporting V-type ATPase, V0 domain; plasma membrane.